Molecule: messenger RNA, 639 nt
Organism: Physella acuta
Lineage: Eukaryota; Metazoa; Mollusca; Gastropoda; Physidae
Source: RefSeq, a predicted model, not a curated record
AUGCACCAUCAAAUCACGUUGCAAGGGAGGUACUUCAGCACAUUCCCGACCCUUGACAUGUUACAUCCGCCAAAAGUCGACAAUUCCAAACCACAAAUGAUUGACAUUUUAAUCCACCAAAAAGAUGAAAUUUUAAAUCCACCAAAAGUUGACAUUUUAAAUCCACCAAAAGUUGACAUUUUAAAUCCACCAAAAGUUGACAUUGUAAAUCCACCAAAAGUUGACAUUUUAAAUCCACCAAAAGUUGACAUUGUAAAUCCACCAAAAGUUGACAUUUUAAAUCCACCAAAAGUUGACAUUUUAAAUCCACCAAAAGUUGACAUUGUAAAUCCACCAAAAGUUGACAUUUUAAAUCCACCAAAAGUUGACAUUUUAAAUCCACCAAAAGUUGACAUUUUAAAUCCACCAAAAGUUGACAUUUUAAAUCCACCAAAAGUUGACAUUUUAAAUCCACCAAAAGUUGACAUUUUAAAUCCACCUAAAGUUGACAUUUUAAAUCCACCAAAAGUUGACAUUUUAAAUCCACCUAAAGUUGACAUUUUAAAUCCACCAAAAGUUGACAUUUUAAAUCCACCAAAAGUUGACAUUUUAAAUUCACCAAAAGUUGACUCAAUGUGGCAGGUGUGGUACUGCAGUUGA